Molecule: messenger RNA, 186 nt
Organism: Eruca vesicaria subsp. sativa (arugula)
Lineage: Eukaryota; Viridiplantae; Streptophyta; Magnoliopsida; Brassicales; Brassicaceae
Source: the annotation of a GenBank genome assembly
AUGGAUGGGAAGGGAGCAUUCCCUCCAAAUACUGAUCUUGCUGCUUCACUUAAUAACCUAGCCGGUUCAACUCGUGGGAUCGAAGUAACAACAGAGUUCAAACCGGUGGAACACCCGCUCGAGCCCUUGGACAAUGAUCAAUCGAUUCAGUGUCCACUCUCUGAGCCGUCUAUUCUCUAUGUAUGA